AUGAUUAAUACAAUUGGAUUUUUGCCGAACUCUACCGAAAUUAGACAGUUGAAUGAAUUUGUACCAAAUGAAAGUGUAAAGGAGCACCUUGAAUAUCUUCAGAUACCAAUAUUACCCAGGAAAGAUGUUGACUCUUCUGAUAAGCUAUCUGAAGAGAGACCAGUGAUUAAGAGCACAGAUAGCAUUUUAUUCUGUACAUCAAAUACAGAGGAAAUAAGUACUGUUGCAUUUUAUGGAUACGAUGAUACUGAAAUAUUCGUCCACCACGAUAUGUUUGUAUUCAGUACAAUUAUUGAUAGUUGUUUCAUCAAAAAUACCCUAAUAGGAGUAGCAACAUUUGAACCAGCCAUAAUGAUUUAUGAUUUUAUGGUUGAUUUUCCCGUUCUUCCACAAUAUCUCCUUAUUGGUCAUACUGGACCUGUCACUGGUAUUAAAAAUAAAUUUGAAAAGCUUAUGUCCUGCUCAGAGGAUAAGAUGAUUAUUGAAUGGGAUAUAAAUGAAAUGAGACUCAGAUCCCAGAAAAACCAUGAUGUUUCAAUUGAAAGAUUUGAUUUCGAAGGCAAUAAUCUGGUAUUCGGUUCACAGAAAUACUUGAAUAUUAAUAAUGAAAAUAUAUCACUUGAUUAUGACAUUGAGCAGUUGAAGAUUAGAGAUAAUCUGGUAUUUGUUUCAGACUGUGAAGGAUAUAUCCAGAUAUAUGAUGUACGAAUGCCAGGCAAAGCAAUGAUUUCCCAAAGGCUUCAUGAAUCGGCAUUAGUUGAUUUCUGUCUGGCUAAAGACUGGAUUGUUACCACCUCACAGGAUUGUACUGUUAAAUCGUGGAAAACUAAAGAAUUAGCUUUGAGAUAUAUAUCAGAAAUUAAUACUCCAGGCUCGCAAGUACUAUCGCUUGGAUAUAAUGAAUAUAAUAAUCUCGAUGAAGUAUUUGCGGGAGACGAAAAUGAUAAUGUAUUUCCAAUUAAAUUGGAGGAAAAUGCGCAAAAUGAACUAGAUUAA
Messenger RNA from Vittaforma corneae ATCC 50505, 996 nucleotides. RefSeq lists its product as uncharacterized. The coding region runs from base 1 to 996 and encodes 331 amino acids. NCBI's taxonomy places the organism in Eukaryota, Fungi, Microsporidia, Nosematidae. The transcript has a single exon. Gene Ontology annotation, molecular function: protein binding. The record is from RefSeq and is a predicted model, not a curated record.